UAACCAAUGUGUGUGUGUGGUGUGUGUAUAUAGAUUUUAGAGUAAUCAUUGUUUCCUGAUUGUCAUAACGUUAUGGUUGAAAAUCAUUAAACGGGGACAGCUUAUCAAUGAUAUUACAUCAUUAUCAGUAUUAUUUAUAGAAGGAAAACAAUCACUCAUAAAAUGGCUCAAAGUGCUGCCUUAUUAACACGCAUAGUGGCAUCAUCUGUGUGUGCCACAGUGCAAGCUGGCAAGGUAAUCCGAGAUGUGUUGAAUAAAGGUGGAUUGAACAUUGUGGAGAAAGGCAAGAAUGAUCUGCAAACGGAGGCGGAUCGCUGUGCUCAACGAUGCAUUAUCACUUCACUCAGUCGUCAGUUUCCAAAUAUCACGAUUAUUGGCGAGGAGGAACCAUCCAGCUGUGAAGUACCAUCCGAAUGGAUUGUCACAGAAGCCGAUCAAGAAGUGUUGCAACUAAAACUGCCGGCUCAUCUGGAGGACAUUAAUCCCAAGGAUGUUUGCGUUUGGGUGGAUCCUUUGGAUGGUACUGCGGAAUAUACGCAAGGACUAGUGGAGCACGUCACAGUACUGGUUGGCGUGGCAGUCGGCAGAACGGCGGUCGGAGGCGUGAUACAUCAGCCCUAUUACAAAAACGACGAAAGUGACGCGUUUGUUGAAAACGGACGUACAUUAUGGGGCAUCGACGGCGCGGGAUACGGCGGGUUUAUGCCAAAAUCACCGCCAGAUGGGAAGAGAAUAGUCACGACCACUCGUUCGCAUUCUGACGGCAUUGUCCAAACUGCCAUAAAGUCAUUGAAUCCUGACGAAGUGGCGCGUGUCGGCGGCGCUGGACACAAGGUAAUUCUCUUGUUGGAGGGAAAAGCGCACGCAUAUGUGUUCGCCAGCCGCGGAUGCAAGAGAUGGGACACGUGCGCACCCGAAGCCGUUCUCCACACGAUCGGCGGCGUCCUGACUGAUCUUCACGGCGAACGCUAUCCCUAUCAUCCGGAGACGACGCUCGCGAAUACCAGAGGUGUGCUAGCCACUGCACCCGGCCAAUCGCAUCAAUGGUAUUUGAGUCGCAUACCUGACGAAGUGAAGCAAACGUUGCAAUAGGUAAACGGGUGGUCCCAAGUCGUUCAUAUCGACUACUUUUUCAUAUUAUUUUUAAUUAUUUAUAUAAAUAAAAAAAGAGGACAUUUCAAUGUCCUCACACUCUUCGUGCGAACGGUGUUGGUGAUACACCUUUUCUCCUGUCAAAUAUUGUAUAAUAAUAACCCUUUAAACGAGACUUGAACAUUCCGCAGCAAUUUCACAUUCUUUCUAUACUCCGAUUUAAUCUGUAAAUAUAAAAAGAGUACAAAGAUGGUUACUUUUUUCCGAAACAAUGUAAUAUAUGCAGCAUGGGGUACAAUAAAUUUUAAGUAAAUACUUAGUUUAAUUAUUUA
This is a messenger RNA of Linepithema humile (Argentine ant), 1424 nucleotides long. Its product is annotated as 3'(2'),5'-bisphosphate nucleotidase 1. Lineage: Eukaryota; Metazoa; Arthropoda; Insecta; Hymenoptera; Formicidae. The record is from RefSeq and is a predicted model, not a curated record. Gene Ontology annotation, biological process: phosphatidylinositol phosphate biosynthetic process. Gene Ontology annotation, molecular function: 3'(2'),5'-bisphosphate nucleotidase activity.